Neolamprologus brichardi is the source of this 1092-nucleotide messenger RNA. It is a transcript of the gene tex47, whose product is annotated as testis expressed 47. Lineage: Eukaryota; Metazoa; Chordata; Actinopteri; Cichliformes; Cichlidae. The record is from RefSeq and is a predicted model, not a curated record. Gene Ontology annotation, molecular function: blue light photoreceptor activity; FAD binding.
AUGCUGUAGGAGCGUGUUGCGAUGGUAACGGACAACACACCGGACAAGAGCCGCUAAACAGGGUCGAGAUGACCAUGUCGCAGCUGGAUGUCGACGGUUUUCCAAUUUCGUGGAAAGAUCCAGAGGAUGCAGACACAGUAUCAAUGUUUGAUGUGAUUUACGGCAAAGUGAGAGAGAAGAUCAUCCUGCAGCGGCUGAUAAUGAUUUCUCGGCUCCCCCACGACCUUGCUGAUAGGACAGACCUGGGAGCUCAUUAUGAAAAUCUCAACUUUCAGCUGAACAAACAGUACAUAUGGGAUCACAUAACAGGCCUUCUGCUGAUUUAUCCAUCCUACCUGCUGCACAUCAUUGAAUCGUCCAGGGAUAUUCUGACUUCUGUUUUGAGAGACGUCAAAGUCAUGCAACAACAGCCACACCGCACCUUGCUGGAAGUAAAGAUUGUGUUUUUGGAUCACAACCCUCAAAGAAGGCUGUUCCAGCAGUGGAGCUACAAGGUGCUGGGUGCAGAUCAGGUGAUCAGGGAUCCCGCAGUUAAGGUACUGGAGGAUGAAGAUGUCAGCACAGAGACCCUUGUGUGCAGCGUCCUGUCAACACUGCAAAAUCUGAGGAAAAAGCUUGAAAAAUCGAAGGCUCUUCCCGGGUCAGUGUUGGAUGAGACGCCGCAGCUGAUCGUCCAUCAGAAAAUUCUGGAAAGGCUUUUGGGUCGAGAGGAACUCCUGAGGCCGCAGCAGUACCUAGAUAUGUACAAAUCCACCUUAAACAUCAGUAUUGAGUUUGGACAACUGAAUCCAAGAAACCUUUUCUCCGCUGUUUAACCCCCUGAACAAAAUGUCAAAGGCCAACUGUUUCCCUGUAGUGAUUUUGGUUCCUACACUGAAAAUAUUUGCUGCACUUACUGUUCACUUAUUCUUGUGAUACUUGUGGUCGUCAGACAUCCUCUGCCUUUCCUGUCUUUUAUGAUAAAUAGUACGUGUCCAAAAGAUCCAUUCACUCUUUGCUUCCCUUUUAUUGUCUGUGUAGCUAGCCAUGUGUUGCGAUCUAAUAGUGUGGCAUUGUUUUCUCAUUCUAAAAUAAAGACAUAUUCAAAAAAUA